Eublepharis macularius is the source of this 3627-nucleotide messenger RNA. RefSeq names its product UV radiation resistance associated (gene UVRAG). Gene Ontology annotation, molecular function: SNARE binding. Gene Ontology annotation, biological process: SNARE complex assembly. The record is from RefSeq and is a predicted model, not a curated record. Gene Ontology annotation, cellular component: endosome; lytic vacuole. Lineage: Eukaryota; Metazoa; Chordata; Lepidosauria; Squamata; Eublepharidae. The coding region runs from base 212 to 2269 and encodes 685 amino acids. The transcript is spliced from 15 exons.
AUGGCUCCGUGAGGGAGCGACCGGGAGCGGGUCGGGCGGCCUCUGCCCUGGGCGACGGUUGGGAAAAGGACAAAAGCCGUUGGCUGCCGUGACGUCACCGCCGCCCUUUUUAACCCUUCCGCGCCCGGCGCCUGUGGGGUAGGGGCUCAAUGCGCAGGCGCCGAGUCUGCUCCUGUCGCCGCCGGGCCGCCCCGGGAGCCCCGCCGUCAGCAUGAGCCAAGCCGCCGCCGCCGCCGCCGCCGCCCUGGCCCCGCCCGGCCCCACCUCCCGCGCCCUCCAUGUGGAGCUGCCCUCGCAGCAGCGGCGUCUUCGUCACCUGCGGAACAUUGCGGCACGGAACAUUGCUAAUAGGAAUGGCUUUCGUCUCUUGGAUACUUACUUCACUCUUCACUUGUGCGAUAAUACAAAGAUCUGUAAAGAAUUCUAUAAGAGUGAAGUAAUAAAGAACUCUCUGAAUCCAACAUGGCGAAGUCUUGACUUCGGUUUAAUGCCUGAUCGCCUUGAUACAUCCGUAUCUUGCUUUGUUGUGAGGAUAUGGGGUGGCAAGAAAGACGCUUACCAGCUGCUGAUUGAGUGGAAAGUCAAUCUCGAUGGACUCAAAUAUUUGGGCCAGCAGAUUCAUGCUCGUAGUCCAAAUGAAAUCAUUUUUGGGCUGAACGACGGUUACUACGGAGCCUCCUAUGAACAAAAGGGCCACACGGGAAUCCAGAAGAACAGCCUUCUCCAGGUGGAUCAAAACUGUGUGCGGAAUUCAUACGAUGUCUUCUCUUUGCUUAGGCUCCACCGGGCCCAGUGUGCAAUUAAACAGACUCAGGUAACUGUUCAGAAAAUAGGAAGAGAGAUUGAAGAGAAACUGAGGCUGACGUCAACAAGCAAUGAACUGAAAAAAGAAAGCGAGUGUUUACAGUUGAAGAUCUUGGUGCUUCGGAAUGAGCUGGAGAGACAGAAGAAAGCUCUGGGCCGAGAGGUGGCUUUAUUGCAUAAGAAACAAAGCACGCUGUAUGAACGAGGAAAUGCGUUUGAACAAGAAUAUCAGAAGCUCCGAACGGAUAAAGAACCCCUGCAGGAGCUGAGGAAAGAGUGCACUGCUAAGAGAGAGCAGUUCUUGAAGACCAAUGCGCAGCUGACCAUCAGAUGUCGGCAAUUACUCUCAGAGCUUUCCUAUAUCUACCCAAUAGAUUUGAAUGAUCAAAAGGAUUAUUUUAUCUGUGGAGUGAAGUUGCCCAAUUCUGAAGACUUUCAAGCGAAGGAUGAUGGAAGCAUUGCUGUUGCGUUGGGCUACACAGCUCACUUGGUCUCCAUGAUUUCCUUCUUCUUGCAAGUGCCGCUCAGGUAUCCAAUAAUCCACAAGGGCUCCAGGUCUGCAAUCAAAGAUAACAUCAACGACAAACUGACCGAGAAGGAAAGAGAAUUUCCACUGUAUCCAAAAGGAGAGAAGCUGCAGUUUGAGUACGGAGUCUAUCUUCUCAACAAAAAUAUUGCACAGCUAAGAUACCAACAUGGGCUGGUGACUCCAGAUCUGAGGCCAACACUUCCUAACCUGAAGAACUUCCUGGAGCACGGACUCAUGGUCAGGUGCGACCGGCAUCAUAUUUCCAGUGCCAUUCCAGUUCCAAAGAGACAAAGUUCUACAUUUGGGGGCUUGGAUGCUGGCUUCUCCAGCAGCCAUCCUUCUCCGGACAAGGGACUCCGAAAACGGGCCAACUCAGAGAACGAGAGAUUACAGUACAAGACUCCCCCACCGAGUUACAACUCUGCUUUAUCCCAGCCCGUUGCCAUUACGGGAGAACCUGACAAAAAGACGGGCUCUUUAUCCUCCUCUUUAGAUACCUCCACAGACUUCUCGAAAGAAAACAAAAAGGGAGAAGACUCGUGUAACAGUUUAAACGGAGAAAGCAGGCCCCUAAACAGUUCCCAGAAUCCGCAGGAAUCUUUUCUGGGAUCCUCUCGUGCAAUGAACGGUGCGGCAUUGCCCAGCGAGGACCCCAGCGCUGCAUCCAAUGAGCCACCUUGCCCCUUCCGUAGUCCCCUUGGGGCUGACCUCCUCUGCACGGUUGAGCAAGCCGAAGAGAUCAUGGGGAUGGAAGCCACCGGGUUUGGCACAGGGGACCAGCUGGAAGCCUUUAAUUACAUCCCCGUGGACCAUGCUGUGGCUGUGGAAUGUGAUGAGCAAGUCCUGGGGGAGUUUGAAGAGUUCUCCCGAAGGAUCUAUGCCUUGAACAAGGAUGCGCCCACCUUCCGCAGGCCACGGAAAGGUUCUGACAAAUGAGCGUUAGACCUCAGAGCCGUGGUGGCGGGGGCACGUUACCGAGGUGAACUAUCUGUCUGGAAUGAAGAUGAAACUUGCACUCAUAAUCCCUGACAUUUAUGGGCUGGGGAAAGGGGUAGAGGGGAGAAGAAUUGGGCUAUAAUUGUGGUGGGUGGGGGUGUCGAUUUUUAUUACACACGAUCAUGGUAUAUCCACAGUCCAGGUAAACGUAUACCACUUCCUGUCCUGGUUUUCUAUAUUUACACAUUUAUCUGGUGAGUUGGAUCAGGGUGUGUGUGUGUGCUUAAAUUUAUUAUUUCAACAAGGGUGUGUGUCUGCGUGUGUCUGUUUCUUACCUUCUCCGCGACUUGUUGCAUUCAGCUCGGCUGUGCAACCCUUUUCUAGUCCAGGGACCUGCUUGAAAGCAAGUGGGAAAUACAGCAGGGUGAGCUCACUCUCCGAACACCCUGGUAACGCAUGCAAGAUCUCCUUUCCCCACACCGUUUCUUUCCUUCUUUCCCACAUGCUCCUGUUGCCAGCAUUUCCGAGCAGUGGUGCAUGAGCUGUUGAAAUAAACACAUCUUGGGCAAAGCUUGUAAGCAAAAGCUUUGAUAUAAGUCACACUCGUGUGUGGGAGAUCGUUCCGAAUGCUUUUAGGUGGAGGAUCGGAGUCCCUGUGUGUAUGUGUAUUGUCCCCUCAAUCAUAGGAUUGAUUGGCUCCUGUCCAUCAUUUGAGUGUAAACCACGUGGUUUAUAUUGAAUGAGCAGAAACUUGCAAGGUUGUUCUUUUCCCCAAGCUAGGCCUGUGAAGUGAGGAUGCUGUUAACUUUUACAGCAUUAGAGCUCUGGAGUCGGCCUGGGAGAUGGCCAUUUGAAAAGCCGAUGUAUCUCAAGGGAGCCGAUCGACAUCCUAAAACAAUACUUUAAUAAAGAACAUUAUUUUCAGCCUCUGUCAAGCUGUGAAGCAGUUUACAAACAAGCCAGUCAGCCCGAUUUCGGUGCAAUAGAUUUGGGAUUAAGUUAAUUUUGUUAAUACUUCUGGGAGUCAACCAAUUACUGUUAUCUUUAAUCCUUUUUAAAAAAUCAGUUCCCCAGGCCAUCCAUGCAUUAAACAAGAGAUGUCUCCAACAAUCCAUCCGUGGGGCAAGUUUGACUCUAGAUGAGGUAGUUUACCACUGGCGAGCGUGUUUCCGACUGCACUAACGUCCAAGCAGAUUUUGGAGCCUGCUUGUGAUUCCUGAUGAAAUGCAUUUUGGAGUUCAGAUGUCUCUGGCUCUCGCUUUCUACAUUGUAUACUGAAGUCUGGGCUCAAUUGUGAGCUCAUAAAUAUAUAUAUAUAUAUAUAUAUGUAUAGCAGAAUAAAAGUUUAAUUUACUUCA